AAAACCUUUUCACGCAACAUUUCUAAAAUCCUAUAAACGCAAAACCCAGUCUCUGCCUUCUUCUUCCUCAGUCAAAACCCACCAUACCCACAAACCAACAGAAGCCCACUAUACCCACAAACCAGCAGAGAUCUCCUUCCUCAGCGCCAGCACCACCCACAACAACCGCAAACUCUCUGGAUCGAAGAAGAGCCUUUUUCUUUCUCACAGUGUAUCUGAGUUCCUUCCUUCUUGUCUUCCUCUCCUCACAGUGUAUAAAUACUGACAGAACGUGGCUGCUUCGGUUGAGCGACUAGUUUCAUCGAAAAUGAACUCAGUGGCGAGGCAGGCAUGGAGGCUUUUGAGAGGGCCAAGUCAGAGUGGGAGCAUUGACUCAGUGAGUUGGGGAGGGAACCAUUAUCAGACUCAGCAAUGGAGGGGGAUCCGAGUGAAGGUCCGGGACGGUAACUUGGAGCAAGCGUUGACGUGGAUGCAGAGGAAGAUGCAAUCGAGCGGCAUCGAACGACUGAUCAAGAAGGAGCAGAGGCACCACAUCAAGAACUCUGAGAAGCGCAUCUUGGCUCGCAAGAACCUCGAGCGCAAGAUUCGAUCCCAGGACCUUGCUCGCAAGCUCAAAGCCAUUCUCGUCAAGAAAGUCAGGGGUCUAUGAGAAUAUCUGCAGAGCAGUUUCUUGGUAGAAAAAGAGUAUCAUCAUAAUGUGCUCAAGGCUGAAACAUGAACAUGGACUGCAAAGUUGAAAUCGUGAAUCAGUACGUUGUUAAGUCAAUCAUAUUUGAAGAAUCUAACCAACUUUACUGUACAUGGCAUCUAAAGAAUAGGUCUACCUACAUACUAUUGUUAUUCAAUUUGCCCAAGAACACUAUUAACUACAAGAUUCUUGGCGAAAUAACAAAUUAAUUGACAUAAAUGAUAAUUAUAGAUGUUUUACUACAGAAAAGUGUAUAUCCAUUUGUAUUUCCAACCUUUUGGAUGCCAGCAGUAUGUGCGAUUGGUUAAAAAAUGAAAAUUGUAUUUCACUAUUGCGAUUAAUACAUAUACACACAUAUUUGGAGAA
This is a messenger RNA of Quercus robur (English oak), 1054 nucleotides long. RefSeq lists its product as uncharacterized. The coding region runs from base 308 to 649 and encodes 113 amino acids. The transcript has 4 exons. Gene Ontology annotation, molecular function: structural constituent of ribosome. Gene Ontology annotation, cellular component: ribosome. The record is from RefSeq and is a predicted model, not a curated record. Gene Ontology annotation, biological process: translation. NCBI's taxonomy places the organism in Eukaryota, Viridiplantae, Streptophyta, Magnoliopsida, Fagales, Fagaceae.